AUGAAUUCCGGAGGGUCCAAUCAACAGACGCCGGCUGCGGCUCCGCAGACAAAGGCCGUUUGGUUCAAGCACUGCGUAGUGUUGGGCGGCGGCGGCGGUGACGGCGGCGACGGCGGCGAUCCUUCCAUUCCCGUCAUCGCUGGUGGCCACCUUCUUGGCUCCCAAACCUCCUUGAUUCGUGCCACCGCGGUAUCCUCGCGGCACCCGCACGCCAACUCGUGGGUAGGAUUCGACCUCCGCUUCCCGCUGCCACUAGGGCAAGCGGUGAACGAGGAGAUGGGUUUCGGUGUGAGGUAUAACCUUGACCGGAAGAUUGAAGGCGGUCGAGGGCUCUCCCAAUCGGAGGAAUACACGCUCACCAUCAAGUUUCCGCGUGGUCAAAUCGACAUGACCGUUGAGCAGGCCCACCCUACGAUUGUAAAACGGUUUCCUGGUGCCGAGAAGCUGUCCUUCGUUUCGGUCCGCCUGCAUGAGCAGGGACGUGUUCGGGUUGACGGCUUUGGCAUGCCGUACAAGAACCCAGAGCAUCCGGAAGCCGAGGGGUGGGUCAACCGCAACACCACCAUGGUGGAAAACAUCACGCUGCUGGACUUCCUCGCUGGGAGGUCGUUCCUUUUUGCAAUGGGGGUAACUCCUGCAACCAUCAACAAGGAAUGGAACGAUGCGCGCCUCCCCCCGCCGUUCAGUUAUCCCUACGGUACUGAACACCAUUGGCCGCCUGCGCACAGCGGGGCCACAAACCUGACGCGCUACGUCGAGCUUCUCGAGAGGACGAAGAACGCGGAGAUGUUUCGGCCAGCGUACAGCUAUGACGACGAUAAUUCGCACGUUGCUGUCGUUACGCAGUCUGUCAUUCAGGAUAUCUUCUGGAUUCACCAAGCAUCCGAGGCUAUCGAGGAGGUCAGUUCACCGGCUUAUCUUGUAGAGCGCGACCGUGGCCGCUACUUCGUCAUUGUCGCUACAACUCGGGAAUUCAUGGGUCGGUACGACGCUGCCUGGGGCCGGCUGGCCAAGGAGUGCGAAGUACGCCUGGUUUUCCAUGACGAAGUAGAGGGCAAGGCAAGAGUCUCCGAAACUUGGAACUGUACCAUCGUCGAGCAUCCUGACGACGACCUCCGCACCAACCACCCCGUCGAGGCACACGAGGUGAUCCUUCAGGCGCAGGUAUCGGGGCCUAAAGACUCCAACUUUGUGCCUAAGUUCCCUAUCGACCUCAAAGAUGCCGCCCGCAAGGUUUCCUCUGCUUGCCAAUACCUCCCUACCGCGGAGCCAACCCAUGUCCUCCCAUACCAGCUCAGCCCGGCUGAGAUUGCCGAGCAGGAAGACCGUAUGGCUCUACACCGCGCGGUUAUGAGGGGGCAAGGCUUCUACGACUGGAUGACGCGCCCGGCCCUAAAGGACGACCUCGUCCAGAUGAUGGCCCCCGUCUCCCUAAGCGAAAUGCCUAGACCUACAACUCGACCGCUCCCUGUCGUUAACUACCUCGGCUGUAAAGAUGAGGCGUAUAUCAAUGCGCUAUUCCAGGAAGUACUCCCUGGUGACCGAGCUCCAUUCCGUGAGUACCUGAAAAACAGGACUCUAGGUAUUGGCGUCAUCACCGCGGCACCGGGCUUCGGCAAGACGACGUUGAUGUCGGUUGCGGGUCUCGCGAUGGAGGCUACGCUCGGCCAGGUUCUAGCUUCCGGUUCAUGCAACGUUUCUGUGGACAAUCUCGCCCGUCGCAUAGAUCGGACUUCUCGAUCUGUCUGCGCCCGCUACAACCAGGGUAAGGCACAGGAUGAUCCAACCCGCGCGCGCCACGGGUUGGUUGUCCGGGGGUACAACAUGCAGCGCGAGGUCAACGCAGCUAUGGGGAUGCUGAAGGACCCCGAAUUUGUCCCGCGGACCCAGCCGGGGAAGCGGAAGAAUCCCUGGACGCUGGAGCUCUCGGCCGCCUACUGGCUGCUGGUCCUACUCGGGUGUCGUGGGAAACGGUUUGGUGCUCUCCACCCCGACGAUAGCGAGGCCCUCCACCACUUGCAGGAAGUGUUCAACAGCCGCGAGGAUCUCGCCAGUCUCCGUGCGGUCGCCACCGGUAAGUUGACCUGCCAAGAAUUCUCGGAAACCGAGGACAUGACCCUCCUCGUCAAGUCCGUCCUUCCAAACUUGAUAGGUAUGAUCAUCGAGGUCGCCGACUUCCUAGCGAUGACCCCGGCCCAAUCGGUCAAGAGUGGCUAUCGGACCUGGGUAGAGCGUACUGCUCAGGGCGUUCUGGUUGACGAGGCGGGCAAUAUGCACCGGAGCGAUCUUGGCUGUAUCUGGGGGAAUUGCCUCCUCCCGGAUUCCGAAGGGAAUCUUUAUAAUCGCCUCGCCGAAGACGGUGGAAUCUCCGCGUUGGCCUUCCUGAUCGCCAGCGGGUUGCCGAUAUACCGUCUCCGGGUACAGCUUCGGAUGGCGAACGGGCUCUUCGACUGGGUGGCCGAGCACCUCUAUCACGAGGUCAACUUUACCUACGCCCAGUCGUGCUCCAUCAACCGGCCCGAGUUCCAGGCCGGCCAUAUCCUGGAGAGACUGAUGCAGAAGCAUUCAUCGGUCCGCCCGCCCCCUACCGGCAAGCUGCUCCCAGUGUUUGUGCACUGCGAAGGUGCACGCGUCCAUGUUGACGAGCGUACCGGCUCGAAGCAAUGCCGGGGGCAGGUUAUAGUCGCCCUAGACAUCGCGGCCGAUCUUGUCAGGGAGGGGGUCGACCCUACCAAGAUUACCGUCCUCUCCCCUUACACAGCUAACGUUCAUCUUAUCCGGGAACUGCGCGACCUGCCCGCGUACAGGGUGCUCGUCCCGAUGGGCGAAGCGUUCACUGUCGACUCCUUCCGGGGCCAAGAAAACGACAUCAUCAUCGUCGUGAUGGGCACGUCGUUCCCCCAGCCCGGUCCCGGGUUCACGACGGACCCGCACCGUCUCAACGGCCUCCUGACCCGGCAGAGGUGCGGAUUGGUGGUCGUAGGCAACGUCGACCUCCGGGGCCCUGGCAGCAACGACGGCUGGGGAGCUGGAAGUUGGAGGGGCAAGACCAAGGGUGGGAGGGCGUUCUUGGCUAUCUCGCCGACGGGCGAGAGAAGUUGGCUGUCGGCCCCAAUGCUGCAGCACAUCCACCGCCGCAUGAUUGACAGCGGCCGUGUUGUGAGGAUGAUCGUUGGGGCAGACGCCCGUUAG
This is a messenger RNA of Chaetomium fimeti, 3192 nucleotides long. RefSeq names its product AAA domain-containing protein. NCBI's taxonomy places the organism in Eukaryota, Fungi, Ascomycota, Sordariomycetes, Sordariales, Chaetomiaceae. The coding region runs from base 1 to 3192 and encodes 1063 amino acids. The record is from RefSeq and is a predicted model, not a curated record. Gene Ontology annotation, molecular function: 5'-3' DNA helicase activity. The transcript is spliced from 9 exons.